Leptopilina heterotoma is the source of this 6728-nucleotide messenger RNA. RefSeq names its product putative epidermal cell surface receptor (gene sas). Bases 1272 to 5783 code for a protein of 1503 amino acids. The record is from RefSeq and is a predicted model, not a curated record. NCBI's taxonomy places the organism in Eukaryota, Metazoa, Arthropoda, Insecta, Hymenoptera, Figitidae. The transcript is spliced from 13 exons. Gene Ontology annotation, molecular function: protein binding.
CCCCGGCAAGGUGAGUGUAUAAGAGAAUUCCCUGGGCCCGGUUCGCCGUCGAAGGAGAGGAGGAAUGAAAGGCAGCAACCAGCAGCAGCAAUAACAACAGCAGCAACAGCAAAGUAAAGGAGGUAGAGAAGCCAGAAAUCCCGCUCACCGGCGCAUUUUACCUCGGGCCUCGGCACGGUCCGCACUCGGUCUCUCUCUCAAUCACCACCACCACCACGUAAAAUAUAAUAAAACUCCCCUCAACCUUCAGGAACGCAUACUUUCUCCGCAACUCCUAUUUUUUACAACUCUCCAAUUUUUUCUCUCCUCAGUUCUCUCUGUGCUGUAUAUGUGUGUCUCUAUAAGUUCGUGUGUGACGACAAUAUUCGUGUCUUGUGCUCCAACAGUGACCACCUUUUUUUUACUUUCCAAAAGAAGGUACUCUCAAUCUAAAUUCUCAAUCUAAAUUUAUCUCAAACUCUUAUUUUUAAAAGAGUUUGAUUUUUUAGAAGAGUGUUUGUUCUCUAUACAUUUUUGAGAAGGAAAAGAUUUUUGAAUUCUGUUUUCGAAACAGGAAACAACUGAGAAGUGUUUUGUUUCACCGUAGUUUCGAAAAUUCGGAGGAAGAAGAAAAAAGUGUUUCGAGCGGUACUGUUUUUUCAAAUCUGGAAGAAGGAGAACCGAAAAGUGGAACUAAAAAGUAGAAUCAAGAAGGAGAACCAAAAAGCAGAACUAAAAAACCAGAAUCUAGAAGGAGAACCAAGAAUCAGAAUCAAAAAGCAGCAUUAAGAAGGAGAACCAACAAUCAGAAUCUAAAAACAGAACUAAAAAGCACAAGCAGAAAGCAGAAUCCAUAAGGAGAAGCAAAAAAGCAGAACUAAAAAGCAAAACCAAGAAUCAGAACCAAGAACCAGAUUCAAAAAUCAGAAAAAGCAUCAUCAAGAAGCAGAACCAAGAAUAAAAAAUCACAACUAAGAACCAGAAUCAAGAAGAACUAAAAAUCAGAAUCAAGGAGAACCAAAAAGCAGAAAGAACCAAAAAACAGAAACAAUAAAGAAGAACCAAAAAGGAGAGUUGAGAACUUGGAAAAGCUGUGAAAAAAAACAGAGGAGGAGCGUUGCCAGGGCAACAACAACAACGAGAGCUAGGCGCGAUAAUUCGCGCUGGUCGCGAGGACGAGUGUUGUUGUCUCUUUAUUCAAAGUGAACUUUAUGACCCGUGGUGUGUGAGUGCGACGACACGGCAAAGUGCUUGCGGUGGUGUUUGUGCAUGAGAAAUAAUGCGGUAGGAUCAUGAGGAUCCAGGAAAGAUGGUUUCUGAUCGCGACGGCGGCUGUUUGCUUCCUAGGCGCGGUUUUCUGUGCCACGGACGCGAACACAUGGACCACGACACCCGUCGAUGACAACAUUCCAGGAGUAGAACCCCUGCCAACAGUUCAAAUAUCCGGAGGCGACACCAUUGCGAGGGUGGUUGAAACUAAAAAUGACUAUCCCACCAAAGAAGGAGAAAAACUAUCGGUGGAGAGCAAGAAGAAAGCUUUUGAUUUUAAACCAAAAGUGGAGAUGAAAUAUCCAAAGCCCGUUAAGGAGGAGCCAGUAACAGAGCCAGUAACUCAAACAGAAUCAAUCGAAACAACAACAACAAUUUUUGAAACAACAUUCGAAACAACAACCACCGAGGAAGAGGAAAUGGUGACGACGACGAUGGAAAAAUUAAUAGAAAGCAAUAAUAAAACCGAGGCAAUUCCUAUUUUGGUUCAAGGAGUGCCAAAUUUACUGCCCACACUCGACCUAGUUCAACCGGUUUCAAGUACCGAAAUAAUUCCCACAACGACGAUGAAAAUUUCAAUGUCCGAAAGUACCACAAAAGAGGAGGAAAUCUCAACAACGAUGGAAACAACUUCUUCGAGAGCCAGAGCUCUCAACAUAUCGGCUCCUGAGCCGACAAAUUCCUUACAUGCAAACGUAACGGAUCUCAGUGAUGUUAGCAUGGAUGCUGACGAUAAAGAAGUCGAAGGUGGCGAGUACAUUGCUCCAGAGAACGACACAAGUAUAAAUAUUUUCCCCACUUUGAUACCAAUAAUCACCUUUUGCACGGAAGCCAACAAAACAUUCGCAGUAGGCGAAAAAGUCACAAGAGGUUGCGAUGAAAAGUGUGUUUGUGGGGAGGACGGAAAAAUUACAGACUGUAAACCAAUGUGUGCAAAUCCCUACGUUCGGGCUGGUAAAGGAAUUCACGAUCCUCUUUGCGAGGAAAAAAUUAUUCCGGAGCAACCUUGUUGUGCAAUUAUGGUCUGUGCUGAAGAUUCAGCGACAGAACCAGAAGAAACCUGCAUUUUUGGCAACAAAACUCUGACCCGAGGUCAAAGAGUCGAAGAUGGAUGCACAAAAAUUUGUGUCUGCGAGACAGGAGGAUCGCUCAAGUGUCAACCUAGAUGUCCACCGAACGACACAACUUCCGGCGUAACUCAGCACGAUCGCUGUGUGGCCUUAACGGAUCCAAGUGAUCAAUGCUGUACCAUCACUCUCUGUGAUGUGACACUCGGAGAACAUGAACUAAAAUCCGAAAAUCCAGCAGAACUCUCAACCAAUUUGACAGACGUGAAAGUCCUCAAUUCGACUGCUAUUAAACUUGUAAUGUCGGCAAAAAAUCCCGACAAUGUGACGAUUGAACUCUCGGAAAACAAUCACGUUUGGAGACAAGUGAAACCCGACAAAGAGGGAAUUGUAUCUGGAUUGGAACCAGCUCACAGCUACUAUCUCCGAGUAUAUGAAAACGGACGAGUGGGUCAAGCUCUCCACGUCUCCUUAUUAGCAGAAGUGAUCAAGACCAAUGUCUCGGAAAAAGGUGACAAAAAGUCUUGCAACCAUAGAGGAAAGACUUACAAGAUUGGCGAAGAGUGGUAUGACGAGUGCAUCUCUUUAUGUUUCUGUAAUGAGAGUGCAAUGGCUGAAUGCUCAACAAUUCAGUGUCCCACUGAUUUUGGCCUAGACGCUCUAGAUCCAAAUUGUUUAGACUGGGAGACCGUUCCUCCUGAUUUUGAAGCUAAACCUCCUCAUUGUUGUGCUCAGGAAGUGAGAUGCAGAAGCAAUGGUUCCUGUAACUACGAAGGGCAAACGUACGAUAAUUUUAGAGAGCUUCCAUCAAAUAUAACAGGCUGUGAAAAAAGAUGUUUCUGCGAAAUAGGCAACGUUACUUGUUCGCCUGCCUGUCCUCCAGUGUCUGCUCUGCCACCAACUAAUUUACCAUGUCCACCGUUUAUGGCCGCAUUGACCUUCUUGCCAGGAGACGAUUGCUGCAAGGAGUGGACUUGCAAUAACACAUCAAUAACUUCAGGAGAGAACACAACGUCCGCGAUUCUCGGCUCUUUAACCCCAGACGCGAACAGUCGACCCAAGCUUGACGAUACCAAAAAACCAAACGAAAAGUCGGAAAUGUCCAGGCCCAACCAGGAACCAGAGCGCGGCGUCUACCCCUGGCAAUCACCCAAAAAAACCCAAACCACAAAAACCGAUCACGAAAUCUUCCACUAUCCAAUGGAUCCCGGCCAUCCUACAAUUCCUUACAAUGGUCCCUACAAUCCGGACUACAAACCAACCGAUCCCAGUGUCGAGGAACUCUUUGAUCUCUUCCCCCACGCCGAAAAAACCGCACCACCUCUCAAGGAAAAAUCCAAAGCCAAAUCAGACUCCAAGAAACCGGUCGAUCCCGUGAAACCCCACAAGGAAACUGUCGAGCAAUUCCUCGGCCCCUUCGCUCCCAAUCCCAAACGCCCCAAAGAAGAACACUCCGAAGAACCCCAAUUCAUCCCCCUCGACAACCACGAUCACUCCGGCCCCGUAUUCGACUUCAGUCCCACCAACGGCGAGAACAUCCCACCCGACCACUUUAACUCCCAAUUCGAAAACCCCGCCGCAGGUCCCCCUUACCGUGGACCCGGAAAAGUCGAACACGAUCCCAACCUUGUGCCCCCCAAGAAGAAAGACUCAUUCAAUGACGUAAAGGUCAAACCUUCAGGAGGCAAACCGAAUCAAAAGAAUCCGAACAUUCCCGACGACGAUCAGUAUCAUCCCUUCAUUCACUCUCUCUCCCAACACCCCGGUUUGAUUCACCUAGAGCACGGUCCUCCCACAGGUCACCAAGGUCUCUACGAUCUCCAUCAAAAAAUCGUAGGCCAAAAGAAUCCAGUCAAUCAAAUUCCUCCCUACUUCGGCAAUAAUGAUCCCCUACCGCCGAAGAAAGGCGCCAAACCCCAGAUCUUCACUCAAAAGAACGAAAAUGGCGAGACAACUUAUCACAUUCACACAUCAGAGAUUCCCAAUUCACCCCAACAAAUCGAAGAAUUAUUACUGUCCCACAUCUCCCAAAAUCCUAAUCUCGGUCCUUUCCAACAUUAUCCAGGUCAACAGGGCAUUGCCGGACACACACCACCUUCCCUGCCAAUUCAUCCCGACGAACAUAUUCCACAGUCUGGACUCACGCACUUGAACCAUCCGUUUGCCGCACAAACACCAAACCAGUCAGGACCCGAACAUGGACUACAUCAAGUCUUUCCAAUAUCUGGAGCACCGCCAGGUUUCUCUGGUCCAGGUGGUCAACAAGAUGAAGUCAGCGUUCAAGCCCUAGAAGCUUUAGACGAGCACACAGUCCGCCUAGUUUUUACUGUACCCGCAGUUCUCGUGGGACUUCACGGAAGAGUCGAACUACGUUACACCAGCGACAAGACAAACUUUGAGCCAGCAACGUGGAAGUCACAAGAGUUCGCGCCACCAGACGAUCUGAUAGCCACUCAGCAGUUGGAAUUCGAAUUGGGUGAUUUGAAACCAUCGACUGAUUACAAAGUCAAGAUCAUAGUCAAACUCCACAAGCUAAGCAAUACGCCAAUGAGUAAAAUUUAUAGUGUCAGGACACUGGACAAACUUCCAGAAGUUUCGACACUACCGCCACAGAUACCCAUCGAUGCCGAGCUUAGGAUUCAAGAAAUUAAUUCCACUUGGGCUAAUGUGAACUGGAAGAUUCUCUCUGAUUACGAACUUCAAUUUAUUGACGGAAUUCAAUUGAGAUAUAAAGAGCCAGAUAGUAAAAUUUACAUCACCACACCAAUGAUUCAUCGAAAAGUCACUAAUUUCGAGAUUGAAAAUUUAAAACCAUCAACGAAUUAUGAGGUGCAGAUUAUAUUUAUACCAUUCCCUGGGCAGACGACUGAAUUGAUUAGUGACAAGAAGAUUCACUUCACAACUUAUCAAGAGCCAGAUCCAUAUGCUUUCAAUAUUAGAGUCGAAAUCAACAAUGUCAAAUCUAGAGACGUGGAGGUCUCUUGGAAUGGAGUUCCAUAUCCUGAAGACAAGUACGUGAAUAUUUACAGGGCGAUUUAUCAGAGUGACAGUGGCAAGGAAGACACGAGUGUAUUUAAAAUUGCCAAAAGAGACUCGCCAGCAAAAACAAUUGUCAACGAUCUUAAACCUGGAACAAGAUAUCGUCUUUGGAUCGAAGUCUACUUGACGAAUGGAAAAAUCAAAAAGAGCAACGUUCAAGAUUUCGUGACGAAAGCUGGCGUUCCUCUUCCCUCAGGAGUUUCUGGAAAAUUGGCUUCGAUUCCUCUUCACGAAGGAGAUUAUUACGGGCCUUUGGUGAUAGUGGCGAUUGUCGCCUCCCUGGCUGUUUUGUCAACUCUAAUUCUGUUGAUGAUGCUGAUGAAGAGGAGGACCAGCAGCAAAGCCGAUAUUUCCCCUCGAAAAACAACUUCGGCCUAUGACAACCCUUCCUACAAGGUAGAAUUGCAACAAGAAACUAUGGACUUGUGAGGACACAGUAACAGUAAGCAACGGGCGGAACAAUAAACCAGCAGAACAUGAAAUGUCCACCAUGAACUCAAGUGCCAAUGCCAAGGAAAGCGCAUAAAUCGCCUAACUUAUUGCCUCAAGUCUAUUAGUUAUUUUAUAAUUAUAACUCCGUCCACAAAUUCAUCACAUGAGAUGAAAAAAAAAUCUAUAUAUAUAUAUAUUUGAAAUUCGAUGCUAAUUAAAUGACCCAUCGAAAUGAUAAUUCAGAUAUUCAAAUACCAGUAAAAAUGUAAAAUGCACUUGAAAAAUCAAAGAUCACAAAACGUAUUUGAAUCUAAGUCUGAAAAGCGAGCUGAAAAGUGUGUUGUAUGAAAGUUUGUAAAUAGAAUCCAUCUUGCAAUAUUUAAGUUUACAUGAAACAUAUUUAGAUAUGAAAAAAAGUAUUCGUUCUAUUAUUAAAAAAGAAAGAAUUAUAAUUAAGUAAAACAAUACUUUUCUGUAUUGUUACUUUUAUGUGUAAGAAAAAUUAUACGAAAUAAGCUAAAUUUCAUAUUAUAUUGAAGAAAUACGAAUAUAAAGUAAAAUAUGUAAGCAAAUUUCUAUAGUUUUAUAAGCAAACUUUAUAUUACAAUAAGCAAAAAAAAUAAGAGUAGAAACUAAUAGUUUUGUGUUUAAAAGAAAAAAAUACUCAGAAAAUCGACAAGAAAUUGCUAAAAAAUAUUUUUUUUAUAAUUCUUUUUACUUUUUUUGGAAAAUUGGUUGUGCCUUCAAUUUUUAUUGUAUACUUACAACUUUUUUUUUAUAUUGUAUUUUAUGCAGAUGUUAUUGAAUAUUAACGAAUAUUUUAUACAUAUUAUAUUUUAGUGAUUAAGGAGGUUCAUAUCAAUAUCGCCUGAUCAAAUUUUUGUACAGCUCUUAGAUUUGUAUUUAGUUUUUAAGAAUCUAAUAAAAACUAGAUAUAAGAAA